Molecule: messenger RNA, 3475 nt
Organism: Pseudomyrmex gracilis
Lineage: Eukaryota; Metazoa; Arthropoda; Insecta; Hymenoptera; Formicidae
Gene: gudu
Product: armadillo repeat-containing protein 4
Exons: 10
Coding region: 274-2385 (703 amino acids)
Molecular function (GO): protein binding
Source: RefSeq, a predicted model, not a curated record
GCUUACAUUAACCGAAAUAAAACGAAAAUACAAAUCGUUAUAAUCUUCUUAACGCAAUAUUCAUUUCUGUUUAUAUUUUGAACGAAAGCGGAUUGUACGAAGCGAAAUGGCGGAGUAAUCUAAUGUCGUUUGAUCGAUAAGCGUUCGCUCUCCUCUCGGGCGAGACGGUCAAAACGAAGCGUAAUUAGCAAAAUAUUUUGACGCGGAUUUAUAGAAACGUCGCGAACAAAAAAAGUUUCAAAUUGUUGAACUCGAUGCGAGCGCGCUGACAAGAUGCCUCCGAAGAAGAAGAAAGACGAGGCGAAAGAGAUUCCGCAAGACUUGGAGUACAUCGAAUCGGAAGUGGAGAUCGCGGAAACGAUCGAACAAGAGUCCGCGAAACCGAGGAUAGCUCUGCUCACCGGCGAGGUUUAUGGCCCGCGAGUACGUUUUAUCAGUGAAAAAGCCGAGGAGGAAAGUUCGGACGACGAGGCCGAAUCGGAGAGCGAGGAGGAGGACAGAUAUCAGGAAGAUCAUCCGGAAUUGCCGUCCGAAUUCUGGCACAUACAGAAGCUCAUCAAGUACAUGAAGGGUGGCAACCAAACUGCCACUAUGGUGUCACUGUGUCUGCUGAAGGACUAUGAGCUUACCAACAAGGUUAUACAGAAGGCUAUUCACGAAAUGGGCGGUCUCGAGAUAUUGGUAAACCUUCUUGAAACGAACGACAUCAAAUGUCAGAAUGGUUCGUUGUCGGUCUUGUUGCAAAUCGCAACUUCGACCGAAAUGAAGAGGUAUCUGAUCGAUUUGGACGUCACGACGCCAUUGAUUCAAAUGUUGAAGCAUCCCGCCAGAGAUAUCCAGAUUUUAGCAGCCGAAACAAUGGCAAUUAUAGCACAAAUUAGAAAAGCUCGAAAACAGAUACGAAUCCGCGGUGGAAUACCGCUUAUUCUCGAUGUGAUGGACGUGCCGGACGAGGUUCUUCGGCGUUCGUACGACGAGCUGAGCGAAACUAGCAAGGAACUGGUCGCGGUCGCCAUUGGUUGCGCCAAGGUUCUCGAUUCCUUGAGUAGCAGUCCGAAAGUCAAGGAGGAACUUCGCAAACACGGCGUCGUUCGCUUGAUGUCGCGUUUCCUGAGAUCUAAGCACACCCAAUUGAUCAUACCCACCAUGGGCGUCGUCCAGCAAUGCGCCGAUCUGAACAUUUUCAGGGAAGAGUUCGAGCGAGUGGGCAUCAUUGACGAGCUUGUGCGCCACUUGAAGAACGAGAGCGUGAAGCUGAAGGAGAACUGCGCCCUGGCGAUCUUCAAAUGCGCGUCGAAUCGAGAGACCCGGGCGAUAGUGCGCCAGGCGGGCGGCCUCGAUCCGCUCUGCAAGCUCGUACAGAGCGAGGAGGUGCGAGCGAACAAACGUCUGCUGGCCGCGGUAACCGGCGGUAUCUGGAAGUGUGCCAUCAGUCCGGAGAACGUAACGAGAUUCAAUCAGAACAACUUAGUGGGGUCUCUGGUGCCGCUGCUCGAAGAAAAUGAAGACGAACGGGUGCUGGCCAACAUCGUAGGCGCCCUAGCCGAAUGUUGCAAAGAUCCCGCUAACAGGGACGUCUUGAGAAUUAACGAGGGUCUGCCAAAACUGAUCAGAUUGUUGAGCGCCACGUACGAGCCAUUAUUGGAGAACGUGCCGCUUGUGUUGAAAGAGUGCGCCGUGGAUGAGCGUUGCAUGGACAUCAUCAACGAUACCGAGCACCGGUUGGACGGCGCGCGAUUGGUCUGGUCUCUGUUGAAGCAUCCCAGCGACGUGAUCAAGCGCAACGCGUGUCUCGCGCUGGUGCCCUGCAUCAGACACGCCAAAGACUCGCCCGAAAUGGUGCGCGCCUUCGUGGGCGGUUUGGAGCUCACGGUCAGCCUACUGGAAAGCACAAACACGGAAGUGCUCGGCGCGGUUUGCGCCAUGAUCGCGGAGAUCGCCACCGAUCCUGAGAAUCUCGGCAUCUUGACGGAUCACGGGGUUGUGAGGAAACUGGCCGCCCUCGUGGAGACCGAUGACGAAAAUUUGCGCGCGAAUCUAACAUUGGCGAUAGCGUACUGCUGCGAAUGGGGUCAGAAUAAUUACGAAUUCGGCAAGCUGAACGCGGUCGCGCCGCUCGUUAAUUAUAUGACCAGCAAGAACAAGGACGUGUUGAAGGGUGUUUGUAUCGCGGUGUAUCAUUUGAGCAAGGAGCCAUUAAAUUGUGUGACCAUGCACACCUGCGGCGUCAUUAAGCACGUCUUGCGUCUGGUGGGCUCGGAGGAUCCGGAGGUGCAGAUCGCAGCCGCUUCCACCAUUCGUCACAUAAGAAAACUCGCUUUGGCAGCUGAAAAAUUCCACUUGAAGGAAACGAGCACGUUGCAGGAAACCGAUUUCCGUCUGUGAAUACACACAGUAGUAUUCAUUAUCAAUACGGACAGAGGAAGAGGAGGAAGAAGAAAAAAAAUAUAUGUAUAAAAUAAAAAGAUAUUUUAUUUUGCGUGCUUAUAUAAACAACGGUUCACAAUUUGUAAUAUCUCUAAAUAUUCAUAAUUUUGUGUGUGCUUAAACCUUACACAAUAUAUUUCUUUCCACCGACGUAACAAUGAGUAACACACACAUAUGAAGAAUAUUAAGCGUGAAGAAAAGGCAUAAAGAAUUUACCUGUACACACCACAUUCUCGUAGAACGUUUAACUCUUUUUUGUAUCGGACAAUAUAUAUAUAUAUAAUUUAUAUAUAUAUAUAUGUAUGUAUAUAUAUAUAUAUACAUAUAUAUUUUAAUUAUUAAAUUACAUUUAAUAUAACAAGGCGAUGAUUUCAAUUUGAGCAAAAUAUGUACCUUAACAAUGUCCCCGCGCUUCAGGAUCGAAGCUAUAUUCGAGAAUACGGGUAAACGUACGAGAAGAGUAAAAAGACAUUAAGUAAAAUUUCAAACAAGUGUAGAAAAUGCUGCAUUUUUUUGUUGUUCACUCACGCAAACCAACGGACUUGAAUUCUUGAAAAGAGUUUCGUCUUUUUUUUUUUUUUUUUCGAAAUGUACAGAUUACGUGACGAUUAAAUGGCAACAUUUUUUUUAAUAAAAAAAUUUUGAUUCAUUUUUUUCGAGCUAUUUAUUAUUUAUCUAUCCUUAGCGGAUAGUUGCGUUUCGAUUGUUGAAUCAUGAUCAACCACACCCGCAGUUUAUCGCGACUAAGAAUUUACUUGAUAAAUUGUUUUUCACGUAAGUCAGUUUCACCAAUUUUGUUUGAACCGAAAUUCAUAUUACAAAUAUUUUUGGGGAUCGGAGAAAUUAUUGACAUACAAUAAAUAUAUUUAUUAUUCCGUUUUGCUAAUUUGCAAGAAGGUAAAAAAUCAUUUUAAAUCUGACUUGAUCAGACUUUAGUAUAUUGUGUGGUGAAACGUUUCUCUAAAAUUAGUAAAAUACACUAAAAUAUAUAUCAUCAAUGAUUAUACAAUAAAUGGCAAUAAUACGCACAACAUGUCUAUUCUACAAA